This is a messenger RNA of Equus caballus (horse), 2677 nucleotides long. It is a transcript of the gene BRD9, whose product is annotated as bromodomain containing 9. The record is from RefSeq and is a predicted model, not a curated record. Gene Ontology annotation, biological process: regulation of transcription by RNA polymerase II. Lineage: Eukaryota; Metazoa; Chordata; Mammalia; Perissodactyla; Equidae. Gene Ontology annotation, cellular component: nucleus.
CCGCGGGCGAGGUGGGCAGUGAGCUAGGGCGGCUGGGGCGGCGGCCGUGCUCGGGGUUUCGCGCUGCUGCCUCGGGCCCCGGGCCCACCCCACCGCCGCCGCCGCCGCCGCCGCCGCCGCCGCCGCCGCCAUGGGCAAGAAGCACAAGAAGCACAAGACCGAGUGGCGCUCGUCGUACGAAGAUUACACGGACAAGCCCCUGGAGAAGCCGCUGAAGCUGGUCCUCAAGGUCGGAGGAAGCGAAGUGACUGAACUCUCGGGGUCUGGCCACGACUCCAGUUACUACGACGACAGGUCAGACCACGAGCGAGAGAGGCACAAAGAGAAGAAGAAGAAAAAGAAGAAGAAGUCGGAGAAGGAGAAGCAUCUUGAUGACGAAGAAAGGAGGAAGCGGAAGGAGGAGAAGAAGCGCAAGCGGGAGAAGGAGCACUGCGACACGGAGGGGGAAGCCGACGACUUCGACCCCGGGAAGAAGGUAGAGGUGGAGCCGCCCCCCGACCGACCGGUGCGAGCCUGCCGGACGCAGCCAGCUGAAAACGAGAGCACGCCUAUUCAGCAACUGCUAGAGCAUUUCCUCCGCCAGCUGCAGAGAAAAGAUCCUCAUGGAUUUUUUGCUUUUCCUGUCACGGAUGCAAUUGCUCCUGGAUACUCGAUGAUAAUAAAACAUCCGAUGGAUUUUGGGACAAUGAAAGACAAAAUUGUAGCUAAUGAAUACAAGUCAGUCACGGAAUUUAAGGCAGAUUUCAAACUGAUGUGCGAUAAUGCGAUGACGUACAACAGACCAGACACUGUGUACUACAAGUUAGCGAAGAAGCUCCUUCACGCAGGCUUUAAGAUGAUGAGCAAAGAGCGGCUGCUGGCUUUGAAGCGCAGCGUGUCGUUCAUGCAGCACGUGGAUUUCUCUCAGCAGGCAGCUCUCUUGGGCAGUGAGGACGCCGCUGCUGAGGAGCCUGCUCCCGAGGUUGUGCCUGUGCAAGUAGAGACUGCCAAGAAAUCCAAAAGGCCGAGCAGAGAAGUCAUCAGCUGCAUGUUUGAGCCAGAAGGGAAUGCUUGCAGCCUGACCGACAGCACGGCGGAAGAGCACGUGCUGGCCCUGGUGGAGCAUGCAGCUGACGAGGCUCGGGACAGGAUCAGCCGACUCCUCCCAGGCAGCAAGAUGGGCUACCUAAAGAAGAACGGAGACGGCAGCCUGCUCUACAGCGUGGUCAACGUGGCCGAGCCGGAUGCUGACGAGGAGGAGACCCACCCGGUGGACCUUAGCUCGCUCUCCAGCAAGCUGCUCCCCGGCUUCACCACACUGGGCUUCAAAGACGAGAGAAGGAGCAGAGUCACGUUUCUCUCAAGUGCCAGCACCGCGCUGUCAAUGCACAAUAACUCAGUGUUUGGUGACUUGAAGUCGGAUGAAACAGAGCUGCUCUACUCUGCCUACGGAGAUGAGACGGGAGUGCAGUGCGCGCUGAGCCUGCAGGAGUUCGUGAAGGAUGCUGGGAGCUACAGCAAGAAGAUGGUGGAUGACCUCCUGGACCAGAUCACAGGCGGGGACCACUCACGGAUGCUCUUCCAGCUGAGGCAGAGGAGAAAUGUUCCAGUGAAGCCUCCAGAUGAAGUAAAGGCUGGGGACUCGCUGGGAGAUGGCGGCUCUGUUCUGGAUUUCAUGUCCAUGAAGUCGUACUCUGACGUCUCUCUGGACAUCUCCAUGCUCAGCUCUCUGGGGAAGGUGAAGAAGGAGCUGGACCACGACGACAACCACCUGAACUUGGACGAGACGACGAAGCUCCUUCAGGACCUGCACGAGGCGCAGGCGGAGCGCGGGGGCUCCCGGCCGUCCUCCAACCUCAGCUCCCUGUCCAACGCCUCCGACAGGGACCACCCCCACCUGGGAAGCCCUUCUCGCCUCAGUGUCGGGGAACAGCCAGACGUGACCCAUGACCCAUAUGAAUUUCUUCAGUCUCCAGAACCUGCAACCUCUACGAAAGGCUAGCCCUGUCGACAGUCUCAGAUUGUUUGUUAUUGUUGUCUUUAUUUGCAUGUACAGUUUUGUCGUGAGACAGAGACUUUCCUUUGGUCCCCUUUGGCGUGCUGGGAGCAGCCCCGGGAGGUGGGGAGUCGUCUCUGAUACCAUGUCGGCCACACGCAGAUGUGUGUUUCUGUAGAUCACCCCUGGAGUCCUGAAUAGUGGAAAUCACGCACGAAAGGUGUGUGACCAGAUCGUGCGAAGCUGGAGUGGGCUGUCGCUGAGCUUCUUGGUGCCGGUCGAGCCCUGCUCUGCAGCAGUGUGGACGCACCUGUCUGCCCACAUCCUCCACGCAGGGCCCAGGGAAGCAGACGUGUUUCUGUUUGCCUUCUAUUGGGGGUCCUGCAUGUUCUUUGCCUGCCUGCCUCCCACAUCCACGUUGCUGAGGCAGGUCACGGUAGGGGCUGUUCACACAGGAGGAGCGUGUUGGGAGCAAGUGCACGCCCUCUGGCCGGGACAGGCCGAGUGAGGCCACUCCCCAUUCCUGCUCUCAAUCCCGUGCCUGAGCGGGUCGCUCUGCUGGAGGACUGCCACUUCCCUGCUGGUUACGAUGGAGUGUUACGUGUCCAUAAAACACCUUUUAUUCUGGAUGUGUUUACAGGACACCUGUUCAUAUUUGCAGAAUGUAAAUACAGAUCUUAGUAAAAAGAUACACAAAGAGUG